ACAGAAAACUCAUCACUCAUGCAUAUUUGAGAUUUCAAUUUUAAACAUUUCUUCCCCUCUCUCUCAAAGCAAACACCGAAAUUUUCUCUGGUGGAAAGUGGAAAUGAAGUGCUAGGAUUUUCUCUACUGGAAUCCAAGAUGAUAGCUACUCUCAAAGCCGAAGAUCAAAAUCAGUUGCAGCUUGUGGAACGAGAAGACAUUGAUGACGAAGAGGACUUGUUCGAAGCCAUUGACAAGUUAAUCGCACAAGGAAUCAAUGCAGGAGAUAUAAAGAAGCUUCAGGAUGCAGGGAUCUACACCUGUAAUGGCUUGAUGAUGCACACGAAGAAGCACCUGACAGGGAUCAAAGGAUUAUCUGAGGCUAAAGUUGAUAAGAUCUGCGAAGCUGCUGAGAAGAUAGUGAAUUUUGGUUAUAUAACUGGAAGUGAUGCUUUGCUCAGAAGGAAGUCAGUGAUUCGCAUCACGACAGGAAGCCAAGCCCUUGAUGAACUAUUAGGAGGUGGGAUUGAAACUCUGGCUAUUACAGAAGCUUUUGGAGAAUUCCGAUCUGGGAAAACACAGCUUGCUCAUACUCUGUGUGUCUCUACACAGCUUCCUACCAACAUGCGAGGUGGGAAUGGAAAGGUUGCUUAUGUUGAUACCGAAGGAACUUUCCGACCAGAUAGGAUUAUUCCAAUAGCUGAAAGAUUUGGCAUGGACCCAGGAGCAGUCCUUGACAAUAUCAUUUAUGCUCGUGCAUAUACAUAUGAACAUCAGUACAACCUGCUUCUUGGUCUGGCUGCAAAAAUGUCUGAAGAGCCAUUCAGACUUCUGAUUGUGGAUUCCGUAAUUGCUCUCUUUCGAGUGGAUUUCACUGGUAGAGGAGAACUUGCAGAGCGCCAGCAAAAGUUAGCACAGAUGCUCUCCAGAUUGAUAAAGAUAGCUGAGGAAUUCAAUGUUGCAGUUUACAUGACUAACCAAGUUAUUGCUGACCCAGGUGGAGGAGUGUUCAUAUCAGAUCCAAAAAAACCAGCAGGAGGCCAUGUGCUUGCUCAUGCAGCCACAAUCAGGUUGAUGUUCAGGAAAGGCAAAGGUGAACAACGCAUCUGCAAGGUGUUUGACGCGCCAAAUCUGCCUGAGGCUGAAGCAGUAUUUCAGAUUACACCAGGGGGGAUUGCGGAUGCAAAGGACUAGCAAAUGCACAGAACACCGAAGGGCACAUUAUUAGAAAGUUUCCUAUUAUCUACGAGUAAAUGUUUAGAAGAAAAUAUAUUUUUUUGUUGUUUCUGAGGCAAAGCAAGGGUUUAGCUGUCCUUGUUUGUGCUCUACAUUUAUCCGAACUCUGUAAUAGACUUGCUAUAACAUGUUGCCAAAGAAGUAGCCACAUUGAGAAUUGCUGAA
This is a messenger RNA of Hevea brasiliensis (rubber tree), 1380 nucleotides long. Its product is annotated as meiotic recombination protein DMC1 homolog. The coding region runs from base 139 to 1173 and encodes 344 amino acids. The transcript is spliced from 15 exons. The record is from RefSeq and is a predicted model, not a curated record. Gene Ontology annotation, cellular component: nucleus; condensed nuclear chromosome. Gene Ontology annotation, biological process: mitotic recombination; DNA recombinase assembly; DNA repair. NCBI's taxonomy places the organism in Eukaryota, Viridiplantae, Streptophyta, Magnoliopsida, Malpighiales, Euphorbiaceae. Gene Ontology annotation, molecular function: DNA strand exchange activity; ATP-dependent DNA damage sensor activity; double-stranded DNA binding.